Messenger RNA from Rhipicephalus sanguineus (brown dog tick), 6590 nucleotides. RefSeq names its product restin homolog. Gene Ontology annotation, molecular function: microtubule binding. The coding region runs from base 978 to 5378 and encodes 1466 amino acids. Lineage: Eukaryota; Metazoa; Arthropoda; Arachnida; Ixodida; Ixodidae. Gene Ontology annotation, cellular component: cytoplasm; nucleus. The record is from RefSeq and is a predicted model, not a curated record. The transcript is spliced from 11 exons.
CGAACCACUUUCCAUCGCCACUUUGUGCGUGUAGUGUAGGGCCUAGCCAGGCACAGCCAGCAGGCUUCGCCGUUGGUGUGUAUGUGCGCGCGCGCCUUUGGGGAGGGGGGCUAGAGAGCAGUUGGUGGUUGCUCCUCGGCCGAUGGCUGGCCCGCUGCUCGGUUUCUUCGAUUCUGUCCCACGGCGUCCACGCACUUCGUGACGCGAAGUUCCGUGCCUCAUCUCAAAGCUGCUGCGCUCAACGUCGUCUCCGCUGUCUUCAUUCUCCCAGUUGCUUGACCUAUCCGUGCUACUGCUGCCACUGCGCGGGACGAGGCGCCCUUUUGUGAACUCGGCGUCGCAGCUGUCGCCGCGGUGCUCGCGUGUGUGUCUGUGUGUGAGUGAGUGCGCGUAUACGUGCUGCACUCUUUGUUUGCGGUGAGAGAGCUGCCGUUUCCCCCCAAGUCGCCGGCUGCGAGUUACAGGCAGCAGCAACGAGCGUCGUCGUCGUCGUCUCUCUUUCGACGAAGGAGAAAGACGUCGCGGGAUUUCUCGUGUGCCUCUCGUGCCUCAUGGAUCUCGCGCUGGGUUCCCGCUCCGCUGUGCGAUAGCGGAUGCUCAUUGCGCGGUUAUUCUUCGUAGGACCCGUCGACUUCGAGACAGCGGUUGCCGUUGACCCGCGUGCGUGAUUGGGGCGACCGAUCAUCUAUCUGCGUGAUUGGGGCGAUUGAUCAUCUAUCUGUCUGCCAGCCGAUCGGGUGCCACUCGGCCGCUGCCUCGAAUGCCGGCGUGUUGGGCGCGUGUAAGCGGCGGCGGAGGCCGCUGCUGUGUACGAUGAAGGGCGAGUCCGGGAAGGUUGCCGCGCCUCCGCCACCGGCCGUGGGAAACGUCGCCGCUCUGGACGCGUACUCGACCACUCAGGGUCGACGCCUUCGCAUUUGCCUCCUUCGCCAUUCGAUGCGGCCCGUGACCUAGGCUUGAGCCGCAUCCGACGCACCAUGUCUUCGUGGCGCAAGAAGAUGCGUGUCAAGUGGAACCGCAACUUGGACGGUGGUCCGUCGCCGAGCAACGCCGUGGGCGGCGAGGAGUCGCCGCAGCUGGGCCUCUUCGAGCGCCGGGGAUCUCUGCGCAAGCCCUCGGCCCCGGAUGCGGCGAAAGAGGAACCCUUCAAGAGGAGCUGGUCGUUUCGCAUCGGUGGAAGCGGUGGCGGCUCCAAAACCAAGGAUGCGUCGCCCGGCGGCAACGACAAGAACGCUUUCCUGCGCAUGUUCCGUUUCGGCAAGGACAAAAAGAAAGGCGGGCACCAGGAACCCGGCAGGAGACGCAUGUCGGACGCCGCGGUGACCGAGGCGGCGGCGCGCAAGGAGGAACUGUCACAGUGGUCCUCAGUGCCCCUGGACGUCAGCGAAUCGCCCGAGGCGAAACGUCGCCAGGAGGCCGCUCUCGUCAUGCGGGCGCACACGUUGCCGCGCUCUCUGGAGGCUGCCCCCGGCGGCAGUGAAUGUCCAGACGACGCCGGCGGCGACGCCAACGCGAUCUGGGGCCUCAUCUACUGCGAUCCCAAGGCAGAGGUGAACGGUGACGUUAUCAGACUACCGCGCACCAAGUCCCCUAGAAACCGCGAGUCGCGCAGCGGCAAGGUCUUCUCCGACGCGGUGCUUCCGCACUUCCUGUCUCCCGGUCACGACCUCUGCGGCGGUGAUUCCGAGCAAGAUGACGAGAAGAGGGCACUGAAGAAGCUGCUGUUGAACGGAACGUGCCUUGCGGCGGAUGUGCCGAGCGAAAACGCUGACGGCGGUCACUCGGUCGCCAACGGUGCCGUCAUGUCAGGCUGUUCGGAGGCCGUGUCCGCCGAUUGUGGCCCACCUUCGGCCGAUAGCGUGCAGGCAGACUCUGGUGUGGUGAGCGGAGCCGAGAGCUGCAACGAAGGCAAGUUUCUCGUUGCUCAUUCGGACACUGAAGCCGAAGAAGUGCCAAACGCGGCUAAUGAGCCGUGCGAUCACGAAAUCUCGCUCUCGGAACAAGACGGUGAACCUGCGUCGAACGUCACUUUCGUUGUCGAAGUGAACGAGUGCUACCAGGACGACUGCGACCAGACCGAACAGGUACCCUGCAUCGAGAAUAAUCGAGAGGACACUCAACCACUCGCGGAUACCGAAGACGGAUCUCAAAUUUGUACAGACAGUCACGACGGCGCCCCCGAGAUGUGUCCACUCGGGACGAACGCAGACUCGAACGAGCAGGCAGCCAACGAAGACGCCGAGGCGACCGAUUUCGAACCAAGCUGCCAAAGACAGAGACACGAUUCGGCAUCGACCGAUUCGAACUGCGAAGAGUGUCCCGCGCAAGACGAGUUCGAGUUCGUCGCUGCCGAGCCUGCUAGGCCCGAGCAGCAGCGGCGAAUGAGUCGCGAGACCGUCUCUCCCAUCUCCGACGUUUCCGACGACUUCCCGGCCGACGAGAAGGCCAGCUUCAUCUUCCUCAAGCCGGACCGGGCCGGCGAGUCCUUCCUGUCGUCCCUGUCUACGCCCGACGACGAUCUAGACGGCGGCCCGUUCGGGCAUCAGCCUCUCAUCGCUGGAGACGACUGCGGCACUCCAGCAGAGCGCUACGGAAACGGCGUCUGCAGCGAGUCGGACCUGGAGUCCGAGGACCUGAACGAACCCGAAGAACGGGAAGUAAUAAUCGUGGACCACCUGCCCGCCCAGGAGAGCCAGGAUGCCCCGGACGUGUGCGUGAUCGGGAGCGACAUGAUCCAGUCCGUAAACUACGAAACGUUCGUGCUCGAAAACGAGGUCACGCUCGGCACGUCUGGCGCCAGUUCCGCUCAGGAAUCGGCGCAGAGCGGCGGCACACGGGCCAGUACCGCGCGGGCGGACACUCCGCCUCCCGCCGAUGCAGACGGCUCGGCGCCACGCGACGCUGUCGAGGAGGUUCCCGGAGCCAACAAGCUGGAGGCAUCCGAGGGAAGCUUCCAGGACAAGCUUCAGUACUUCAACGCCAUCAGCGCCAGCCCGCCGAAAGCCGCCUCCGAGAGCAAACGUCCGCGCACGUCUCGGAUCCCGACCGCGUCUCGGCUGCCCCGGCCCUCGACCGCUGCUCGUCCGGUGAAGAAAGAAUCCGGAAUACCCGUUCUCACGGUGGCGCCAGUGCCAGCCAAGCGAUCCCGGUUCGGAGCGAAAGUCGGGCAUAUACCGCAGCCGAGCAGGAACAACGGCUGCACGCCUCAGCAGAGACAGCAGGUCACGCCGGCGCUGACAAGAGUGACGGCUGCCGUCGCCCCGAACAGGGAUUGUUCUGUCGCCCCUAAAGUGCCGCUGUUUUCCGGAAUCUCGAAAAACGCCAAGCAUGCGCGGCACGCCGCAGCGGAGAGCAACAUCGCCGCAGAGGAGGCCUCAAAAGCGCAAGAAGCCCCGGGACAGCUGAAGCGCUCGGGCACGUUCGUCCUCGAAGAAUCUGAGCAGCAGCAGCAGCACACGGACGCAGUGCGGUCGGCUUCCUUGCCGCGAGCGGCAGCCGAAAAGGACGUUGUCGUACGAGAAACAUCGUCUGCCUCUCCCAGGCCCAAGCUACACCAGCAGCAAACUACAUCCGGCAAGGACAACGUCAAGGUGGAUAGUGUCCAGAAGCGGCGUGCAGCGUCUCCCGUCGCCCCUGUGGUGCGCGAUGCCGCCAUGAAGGUUGCGGCCACGUGUGUUUCGGCGGCCUCCGCACCGCCCUCGGUGCAAGUGCCUGUGGUCGAUUCGACCGACCGCGCCCUGCCUUCUUCCGAUGGCGACAACGACGAGGAUGCCGUCUGCCCGUGUUGCAAUACGAAGAAAAGCACAGCAGGAGCAGCCACGCGGGUGAAUUCCCAAGGUCCCGGCACAGGUCCUCCCAGCAAGAUAGGGGAGGCGCGAAUCCAGGCCCAGACCAAAGCUGAAUUCACCAAGGAGAUCCAGCGACUGGGUGCUCUGUGCGAGUCGAGAACGAAGGAGCUUACCAUGCUCAAGUUGCAGCUCAGGCAUGCCUCUGCUGGAUUUGCCUCUUUCGCUGUCAUUGUCCAGCACCUCAAUGCGCAGGUUUUGCAGAACAACUCCUUCCGUAUUCCAAAGCUGUCUGAGGAAUUGCGGAAAUCACAAGAAGAGAUUGAGAAGGCCCGCAUUGCCAUUGAGGAGUACAAGAACAACAUAGAAGAGCUCAAGCAGAGCCAUGAAAAGGAAAUCAUUGCAUUGAGGGCAGAGUUGGAAGCAUCACACAAAAAGAGGACGGAAGAGUUGGAGGCAGCCCACCAAAACGAACUGACAGGGUACUUGGAGGCUCAUGCACGGAAGCUCGAAGAAAUGAAGACAUUUUACACGGAUGUAGUCGACAGCAGCCGCAAAAGCAAUGAUGAAACAUUGGACGCAAUGAAACAGAGGCACCGGGAAAAGAUUGAUGCGAUCAAUGAGGAGUAUUCAUUGCAACUGGACUCCAUCAAUGAGGACCAUCAAGCACGUUACAAAGAACUUGAGCAGAGGUAUGAAGCCCUUCAACAACAAUACAAGCAAUUGCAGCAACAGGCCAGGGAGUUCCAGGAAUCCGUGCUCUCGGACACAGAUGCCAAGAUCCAGUGGCUUUCCAAGAAAAAUGCAGAUCUACAAAAGGAAGUGGAAAGCUUGAAUGUGGUUCUUGAGAUGCGUGCCAACCAGAUACAAAACUUGCAACAUACCAAGAUAGAACUGGAAAGAAAGGAGGAGGAAUUGGACCGGUGCAAGGUAAAAAUGCAGAAGAUGGAGGCACGGAUUGAAGACCUUCAGGAACUGCUGAACGAAAAAGCCAAGGUUCAAAGCCAACUGUCUGUGGAAAAUGCCAGGCUCAGAGAAACUUCGGAGAAGCAGAACCGCCAGCUCUCUCGGCUGGACAUGCACAACGAGGAGCUGAAGUACAAGUUGCGCGAAAGCGUCAGCUCUCCUAUGCGUGAUGGUGGGAACAAAGCAAGGGCUCGUAGCACGGCCCAUAAGCGGUACUCCGUGGCUGACCCAACGGCCAUGUCCCAGUCCUGGCACGCAGCCGACCACCAGUCGUCUCCGCGUGCCAGCAACGGCGGAGGCAGACUGCUGGGUGGAGCACACGGGCUGCACCGAAGCAACCAGACGUCCCACUCCCUUCCACGCGGAUCCUCCGAGGGAUUUCAACCCAGGAUGCGUCGCAGCAUGUCCGAGACUUCGCCGCCGCAAGAUGCCUGCGUGCAGCAGCUCUUCGCGUCCUUCACAGCAGAUGUCAGUGGCGAUGGCAGCACCGACGAAUCGUUACCUACCUUCGAGAACUCUCCCUGCUCUCAGGACGACCUCCUAAGGCUGACGUGGGUCAAAGAGGACGGCGACAUUCUCCAACAAGAUUCCGUAAGCCCGAACACUCCUCGCGUGGACUCGUCUUGACAAGGCGCAGCAGCCGCGCAACGUUCUUCCACAAGAUGCGGUGCAUCCACUUCGCAGCUGCCCAGAGCCAGGGGCUCGCAAGUGCCGCGCUUGCGCGUCACCCCGACCACCGCAACGCGUGCCGUGCUAAACAGGUCUCCUCGCUCGUCGGCGGGCGAAGAGAUGGCCCCAGAUGAAGAUGCAGCGGAUUGUCGGGAAGCAAGGCUGAGAUCGACUAUGGGGCAGGCUAGGUGCGGACGUACUUAGGCACUACUUACCAUGUGUCUCCAUCGAGGGCCCCCUUGUUCUUUGCAAAUCCCCCCGCCCCCGCUGGUUUGUGCAUCUCGCUUUUUCGUCGGCUCCAUCCACGAUCGCCAUUGCCAUGGGCUGCUAGUCAAACUGAUGUCUGUUCACUCCUCACUGUGUUAGUUAAUGAUUCUUUGUUGACUGUGUGAAUGGUUGCUUCUUGUGACUGCAGGCUCUCUGAAUACGUCAUCUUCUUUAGCUGCUUUCGUGCGUGUCCUGAAAGAAAAAAAAAACUUUGUGGGACCAUUUUGUUGCCAUCGUUCGGCAAGUGGCGGCUACCAAAUGUGCAUCUCAGACGUUGCAAAUGGCUUUCUGGUGUUCUCGUGGAGGGACAUUUCUUUUCAGCUCCUUUACCUUUGUUUUCCUUUUCUUAACUAAAAAAAGAAUAGGGAUGUAUGUGUUAUAUUUUUAUAUCCUUGUGAUAAGUGUUUUACUGAUACAUUGAAAACUUUUUUUUUUUGGCUGUUUAAUGCUGUCAAUUUUUUAAAAAGUGUACAUCAUGAAAAAUUGUCUAUACAGAUCAACAUUCAUUGCCUGUUAGUAAUUGUGCUCUUAGAUUGCUUACUUUUUUUACUGUUGUUUUAGUUCCUCACAUGGAAAUAAUGUUGCUGGUAUGUUGAGGCUGUGAUAGCUGGCGUUGAAUGCAUGGCACAUACUUCAGAGAGGAAAGCACUGUUGCAAGCUGUGCUUUGCAAAAGUUAUUUACUGCAACGUUGCUUUGACAUUUAUUUUAAUCUAUCAAGUGAAUUUGGGCGACAUGGUCAGAGCUUAAGUGUUUUGACUUCGUUUUGAAUACUAUAAAUAUUUCAAUUCCCUCCCCUCUAGCUUCCAUUUUUUUCUCCCCCUAGUUAAGUGCAGCUAUAUUUACGAGAGCAUGCACUGUUCCACUGUUUGCACAUCAGCAAGAUAAUAAAACUUGAGACCACA